Arabidopsis arenosa is the source of this 2908-nucleotide messenger RNA. The record is from the annotation of a GenBank genome assembly. NCBI's taxonomy places the organism in Eukaryota, Viridiplantae, Streptophyta, Magnoliopsida, Brassicales, Brassicaceae.
UGUGGACCGUAAAUGGCUAAACUUUGAAGUUUUUGGAACAUCGCUCUCAAGUCAAGUGAGCUCUGAUUUUCACUAAGAGACUUAAAUCUGCGGAAACAACUUUUACUAUAAGAUAGGAUUUUUCUUACAGAAGCAUUACAAUUUUCCCGCGCUUUUCUCCUUUGAUGAGUAGACGAAGAUAAGAGAAAUGGCGAUGUUGGUGACGAAUUUGUCUUCUUCAAGCUUCAGUUUCUUUCCCUCUCCUCAUUUCCAAACCCACAAGGAAAUCAGAAGCGACGUUAGAGUUCGAAAAGAUGUGAUUUUUAACAGAGCCUCGUUGAGAACAGUAUCAGAUCGUGCUGAUUCGAUUACAACGUUUGAUCGAAGCGUAACGGAUGCAAACACUCGAUUACGGAGAUUCUGCGAAGCAGGUAAUCUAGAGAACGCCGUGAAGCUUCUUCGUGUAUCUGGAAAAUGGGAUAUUGAUCCGAGAACUUUAUGCUCUGUUCUUCAACUCUGUGCUGAUUCAAAAUCUCUGGAAGAUGGUAAAGAAGUUGAUAACUUUAUUCGUGGUAAUGGGUUUGUGAUAGAUUCGAAUUUGGGAUCGAAACUAGCGCUUAUGUAUACAAAUUGUGGAGAUUUGAAAGAAGCGAGUAGAGUUUUUGAUCAAGUUAAGAUCGAGAAAGCUUUGUUCUGGAAUAUUUUGAUGAAUGAGCUUGCAAAGUCUGGUGAUUUUAGUGGGAGUAUUGGAUUAUUUAAGAAGAUGAUGAGUUCUGGUGUUGAAAUGGAUAGUUAUACUUUUUCUUGUAUUUCAAAGAGUUUUUCGUCUUUGCAAAGUGUUAAUGGAGGAGAGCAGCUUCAUGGGUAUAUUCUGAAAUCAGGUUUUGGAGAAAGGAACUCUGUUGGGAAUUCUCUGGUGGCGUUUUAUUUGAAGAAUCAGAGAGUUGAUAGUGCACGUAAGGUGUUUGAUGAAAUGACUGAGAGAGAUGUUAUAUCUUGGAAUUCUAUUAUUAAUGGGUAUGUAUCAAACGGAUUUGCUGAGAAAGGGCUAUCUGUUUUCGUGCAGAUGUUGUUUUCUGGGAUUGAGAUUGAUUUGGCUACUAUAGUUAGUGUUUUUGCUGGCUGUGCUGAUUCUCGUUUGAUCUCCUUAGGUAGAGCUGUCCACAGUUUUGGAGUGAAAGCUUGUUUUAGUAGAGAGGAUCGGUUUUGUAAUACAUUGCUUGAUAUGUAUUCGAAAUGUGGUGAUCUAGACUCUGCUAAAGCUGUGUUUAGAGAGAUGAGUGGUCGAAGUGUUGUGUCGUAUACUUCCAUGAUUGCUGGUUAUGCUAGGGAAGGUUUGGCUGGUGAAGCUGUGAAGUUAUUUGAAGAAAUGGAGGAAGAAGGUAUUAGCCCUGAUGUUUAUACCGUGACUGCGGUUUUAAACUGCUGUGCCCGUAAUCGGUUGUUAGACGAAGGCAAGCGUGUGCAUGAGUGGAUAAAGGUAAACAAUAUGGGAUUUGAUAUCUUUGUAUCGAAUGCUCUGAUGGAUAUGUAUGCGAAAUGUGGAAGCAUGCGAGAGGCAGAGCUAGUGUUCUCUGAGAUGCGUGUGAAAGAUAUUAUCUCGUGGAACACCGUUAUUGGUGGGUACUCAAAGAAUUGUUACGCCAACGAAGCUCUAAGCCUGUUCAAUUUGCUGUUGGAGGAAAAGCGAUUCAGUCCUGAUGAGAGAACAGUGGCAUGCGUUCUUCCGGCUUGUGCAAGUCUUUCUGCUUUCGAUAAAGGAAGAGAGAUCCACGGUUACAUCAUGAGAAACGGGUAUUUCUCAGAUCGGCAUGUUGCUAAUUCGCUUGUAGACAUGUACGCGAAAUGUGGAGCGUUGUUACUCGCACGUAUGCUCUUUGAUGAUAUUGCUUCCAAGGAUCUUGUUUCUUGGACAGUGAUGAUAGCUGGAUAUGGGAUGCAUGGGUUUGGAAAAGAGGCGAUUGCUCUUUUCAAUCAAAUGAGACAAGCGGGUAUUGAGCCUGACGAAAUAUCCUUUGUAUCUUUGUUGUAUGCUUGUAGCCAUUCAGGACUAGUGGAUGAAGGAUGGAGAUUCUUUAACAUCAUGAGACAUGAAUGCAAGAUCGAGCCAACAGUAGAACAUUAUGCCUGUAUAGUCGACAUGCUUGCAAGAACCGGAGAUUUAUCAAAAGCUUAUAGGUUCAUCGAGAACAUGCCAAUUCCACCAGAUGCUACUAUCUGGGGAGCUUUGUUGUGUGGAUGUAGGAUACAUCAUGAUGUUAAGCUAGCUGAGAGAGUCGCAGAGAAAGUCUUCGAGCUUGAACCAGAGAACACAGGAUAUUAUGUACUCAUGGCGAAUAUCUACGCAGAAGCUGAGAAAUGGGAAGAAGUGAAAAGGCUAAGAAAGAGAAUAGGGCAACGCGGAUUGAGGAAGAAUCCGGGAUGUAGCUGGAUAGAGAUAAAGGGUAGAGUUAACAUCUUUGUUGCUGGAGAUAGUUCAAAUUCAGAAACCGAAAAGAUUGAAGCUUUCUUGAGGGGGGUAAGAGCUAGAAUGAUAGAAGAAGGGUAUUCGCCGCUGACUAAAUACGCUUUAAUUGAUGCGGAAGAGAUGGAAAAAGAAGAAGCUUUGUGUGGUCAUAGUGAGAAAUUGGCAAUGGCUUUAGGGAUUAUUAGCUCUGGACAUGGAAAGAUCAUUAGAGUUACCAAGAAUCUAAGAGUUUGUGGAGAUUGUCAUGAAAUGGCUAAGUUCAUGUCUAAGUUAACCAGAAGAGAGAUUGUCCUAAGAGAUUCAAACCGGUUUCACCAAUUUAAAGAUGGACAUUGUUCUUGCAGAGGUUUCUGGUGAACACUGAACUGUUUCAUGUAUUGGACAUUGUUCUCACCAGGACCUGUUUACGCUUGGAACGGUCCUGAUGUAAUCAUUGAAAUUGAAUCAAUUAGAACAUGAACA